CUUCUGCUCGAACGUACAGACGGAUGUGUGGGAAGGCCAAUAAGCCUCGCGAAUCCUUGACAGAUAGUCCAAAUCACCAAUUCGUGAAGUUGUGCGGCGGGAAGUCCGGAAUACGCAGCGACCAGUCAGAAGCAAGUUUAGGAGACUGAGUUCCCGCGGUGGGUUUGUGUGAGAGGACGAGGCCGGAGAUCCUGAAAGGCGGCCGAUGAUGGCGGAUUUUCUGAAGGGGUUACCAGUCUACAAUGAAAGCAACUUUAGCCGAUUUCAUGCAGACUCCGUCUGUAAAGCCUCAAACAGGCGGCCUUCAGUUUAUCUCCCUACAAGAGAAUACCCUUCAGACCAAAUCAUAGUAACAGAGAAAACAAAUAUACUUUUGCGUUACCUACACCAACAAUGGGACAAAAAGAACGCUGCCAAGAAAAGAGACCAAGACCAGUUCGAAAUAGCUGAAACGUCUGCUCCCCCGCGAAAGAUAGCACGGACGGACAGCCAAGAUAUGAAUGAGGAUACCUAGACACUAUUGACAAUGCUUCUCUGUGACCCUUCAAGUUUUCCCCCCUCCCCUUCCCUCAACGCUUCCCAUUUCUCUUCAGAUCUCAUAGGAGCCAAAAUUGUAUUUAUUUCUUCCAGAUUUUAUUUAUGCUGUGCUGCAUACAGUUCGGAGAAAGGAUGUUAAAACA
Spea bombifrons (plains spadefoot toad) is the source of this 680-nucleotide messenger RNA. It is a transcript of the gene DDA1, whose product is annotated as DET1 and DDB1 associated 1. Gene Ontology annotation, cellular component: Cul4-RING E3 ubiquitin ligase complex. The coding region runs from base 206 to 514 and encodes 102 amino acids. The transcript is spliced from 5 exons. Gene Ontology annotation, biological process: positive regulation of proteasomal ubiquitin-dependent protein catabolic process. NCBI's taxonomy places the organism in Eukaryota, Metazoa, Chordata, Amphibia, Anura, Pelobatidae. The record is from RefSeq and is a predicted model, not a curated record.